Papilio xuthus (Asian swallowtail) is the source of this 471-nucleotide messenger RNA. RefSeq names its product chorion class B protein PC10-like. The transcript has 2 exons. Gene Ontology annotation, biological process: multicellular organism development; chorion-containing eggshell formation. Gene Ontology annotation, cellular component: egg chorion. Gene Ontology annotation, molecular function: structural constituent of egg chorion. The record is from RefSeq and is a predicted model, not a curated record. Lineage: Eukaryota; Metazoa; Arthropoda; Insecta; Lepidoptera; Papilionidae. Bases 1 to 471 code for a protein of 156 amino acids.
AUGUCAGCAAAUUUCUUCAUACUCUGUUUAUCUAUAUUUAUACUUCAUGUUAUAACAGGCCAAUGUACUGCCACGGUCUACAAUGGCAUUAUUGGUGCAAUUGCGCCUGAAAGUGCACUGCCAUGUGGUGGUGUAGGACAUGGUCUACCAGGAUAUACUCCAUCUCAUGGUGGAGGAUUUGCAGUGACAAGUGCAUCACCCAUCGCACCUAAUGGUGUUACAAUUGUUUCUGACAAUCUUAUUGUAGAGGGCGCUUUAUCUGUUUGUGGACAGUUACCAGUAUUAGGGACUGCUGCAUUAGAAGGUCCCUUACCUGCAGCUGGACAAGGGGCUGUAGAAUAUGGAUGUGGAGAUGGUGAAGUGGGUAUUAUAAGCGAAGUGUCUCCUGAUGGAUCAUUUAUGUAUGUCGGACCUGUUAUCGAUUACUCCCAAAUCGGAUUGACACCAGCAUCGUGUAGCUACGUUUAUUAG